AUGAAGCCUGGUACUUUCCUACUCCUGCUUUUCCUCACAGACGCCGUGUGGACUCAAAAGGUGUGUAGUUACCAGGAUGUGCUUGACUACCUGAACCUGACCAAGGGUAAUGAUGCAUACACAUCAACGCGACCCGUUCUGGACUACACACACGUCACCAUGGUUAAACUGGACAUCCUCCUCUAUGCCAUUCUAUCAGUGGUUGAGAAAACCCAGACCUUUAUUCCUUUAAUCUGGGUAACGAUGAUCUGGAACAACGAGCGCAUCUCUUGGGACCCCGCUCAGUUCUGUGGAAUAAACCAGAUUACGCUUCCCAAGGAAAUGCUGUGGCGGCCAGAUCUCUUCAUCUAUGAGAUGACAGAAAAGGAUGACACUUAUCAGAAUCCCUAUGUAUAUGUGUCCCAUGAGGGGAUGGUCACCGUUGAGGACGACCAAAGGGUGGUCAGCACCUGUAAGAUGGACGUCCACAAGUUCCCCUUCGACACGCAGAGCUGUAACAUCACCGUUAGCUCUGCCGUAUACACCGUUGGUGAACUGCAGCUCAUCCCAUUCUCCAACUCCUCCCGGGCCACCCAGUUUUCUCGUCAGGUGAUGCAGACCCAGGGCGAGUGGGAGUUCCUCGACCUAUCGGUCAGCAACGUCACCUUCAUCUAUGACCAAAAUGACUAUGAGAAUAUUGUCUACACUAUCAACAUGAGAAGGAGGCCCCUUCUACACGUCAUCAACUUCCUGUUGCCAAUCCUGUUCUUCUUGUGUUUGGAUCUGUCCUCCUUCUUCAUCUCAGAUCAACGCGGGGAAAAGCUGGGCUUCAAGGUCACGGUGCUGCUGGCCAUAUCUGUGCUGUUGCUCAUCUUAAAUGAUAUCCUGCCCUCCAUGUCCAACAAGACCCCUCUCAUAGCAACUUACUGCAUUGUGAUCUUUGCUUUGAUGCUGCUGAGUCUGUUGGAGACAGUCUUUGUCACAUAUUUGAUGGAAAAGGACAGUCUCCCCCAGGAAAAUGAGGCAGACAGAGGUCAAGGCCUGAAAGAACCGCAGCGUUAUCCAUCUGGCUGGUGAAGUAAUCCACUCAGACUUAACCGGCGGAAAUCUUAUUCACAGGUUAGCAGCGGCGAACGGCCAGGCAAUUCUCAUGUGUUGCUCAUGAUCCUGGAGGAACUGAGGGAGGUGCAGAAGACUCUGGCUUUGUCCCUCAGUUGCAGGAAGGAAGGACAGAAGGCUGGCUACUGGACCAGGGUGGCUAGAGGAGUCAACACCGCUUUCAUCAUUUUUUACGUUUCUGCUGUCAUACUGUUUCUAACUCUGAUGUAUGUAGAAUGGAGCACUUAG
Molecule: messenger RNA, 1326 nt
Organism: Lampris incognitus (smalleye Pacific opah)
Lineage: Eukaryota; Metazoa; Chordata; Actinopteri; Lampriformes; Lampridae
Product: 5-hydroxytryptamine receptor 3C-like
Exons: 9
Biological process (GO): monoatomic ion transmembrane transport; regulation of membrane potential; signal transduction
Cellular component (GO): synapse; neuron projection; membrane
Molecular function (GO): extracellular ligand-gated monoatomic ion channel activity; transmembrane signaling receptor activity; neurotransmitter receptor activity
Source: RefSeq, a predicted model, not a curated record